Molecule: messenger RNA, 19422 nt
Organism: Dunckerocampus dactyliophorus (ringed pipefish)
Lineage: Eukaryota; Metazoa; Chordata; Actinopteri; Syngnathiformes; Syngnathidae
Product: nesprin-2
Exons: 71
Coding region: 144-13559 (4471 amino acids)
Cellular component (GO): membrane
Molecular function (GO): protein binding
Source: RefSeq, a predicted model, not a curated record
CUGGACACGGCUUCUUUCUGGCCCGCCAAGUCCGGUGUGAGCUGCACUUGAGUCUCAGCAGUGUACCUAAACGGGAGAAAUCACUGCCUGGUCCACCUGAAAGUAAACUAAAAUGGACUGAAGCAUCCUGCCACUCAUCUCCCAUGGAUAAUCUUCAGGGUAUGUGUUCCUGCCCUGAGGGAGGUAGGGUGGAAGAUUUUGCCCAUUUGCUGCAGGACUGCCGCCACAAACUGACAUUCCUACAGGAGAAACUGUCAGCCACACACAUCAUCAGUGUAGAGGCUCUGGAGGCUUUGCUACAACAAAUAGCAAACAUAGACAAAGGUCUUGCGCAACUUGUCACAUUUAAGGACACAAUCUGCAGCAGCUGCACGUCUGAAUCCAAAGCCGGGCUGCACCAGCCAGGCAGUCCACUCCAAAGCCACAAGAUGGCGCAGGAUCCUAGCAGCCAGUGUAAACAACUCUGCUGUGGGAUGCAGGACUGUUAUGCAAGGUUGCGAGUAUUGUCCUCAGGCGUUUCAAACCUGCAGAAGACUGCACAGUCCAGAAUACAAGAAGUGCUUCCAGCAGAUGUCACCAUGACUAUCCAAGCAAUCAAUAAAGACAUUGACAGACUGAGGUCCAUUUUUCAGAAAGUGAACUGUGUUGACAACAUAACUAAUGUGGGGAAGAAACUCAGGAGCCAAACAGUUCAAUCAGAACCAUCUCUGGCUGAAAAGGACCUCCAGCACACUGAAGAAACUGUAGACAAAGAUGCCGGCGUACCUCAGACAUUAGACGAGCCUGUUGGUUCCGAAUCAAACCUGUCUCCAGAAACCUCCUCAAGAUUUUUCAACACUGAAAUGUGGGAGUCCAAAACUACAUAUGGCAAAUUACCACAAUACCCAGAAACCCAUGAAAAGACACACGCUGUGGCCUCCGAGUCAUGUGACCUCAUCAAUGACACAUUUCCGGAUGCCAAACAAGAAGACAUUACAGAUAAAAGUCACCCUGAGGCACAAACACGGCAGAAUAAGCAUUUGAUUCCAACGAGAUGGACUGAUUACACGAUGGCCGAUGUGCGAGAUUUACUGUCAUUGGAGGACGCAGAGGGGAUGCAAAUCGGAGAAGACAUGGAGCAUGAGAGGUCAGAAGAGCUGGCAGCCGACCAAGAGAGGGCGUGUGAAUCACCUGGACUGCCGUCAUAUAGACGCAGAUCUACCAUGCAGGACAUUUUGUCUCAGAUCCAGAGCAUGAUAGAAAAAAGCAACAUUGUAAAUAGGACAAUAUACAUGGAUUUAAAUUGGUGCCUUCAGUCGUCACCCAGUGAAGCGGAGAUCAGAAUGGUCAGAACAGUCCAAAAGAUUUUACUAUGUCGCUAUCAUCCAGCACAUCUGGAUAUCUCAGCCAUGGCUAAACAGCUGGAGGAGGCAGAGGACUACAAGCGUUGCGUGAUGGACCAAGUUGCCAUGAUGAAAACCAGUUUAUCUCAGCUUUGUGGUCCAAAUGUUUUGAAAAGGCUGGAAGCCCAAUGGAGUACCGCGCUUCUGGAUGCCUCUGCUACAGUUCAAGUCAAAACGGCACAACUGGAUCAGGUCAAACAGUAUCACAAUCAGCUGAAAAAAACCAAAGCAUUCCUGGAGGCCGUAGCAGCUCAGAAGAACAAAAUGAACUUACAUACGUUGGGAAGCAGCAGUCUACAAGCUGAAAAACUCAACACCCUGCUACAAUCUCUGGAGCAUCGCGAAGAAAUGUGGCAGGAGCUUCUUGCAUUGAGUAGCCACUUAGCCGUGCAUUUGAGUGAUGCUGAAAGUUCCGGUGCUCUUCUCGCUCAGCUCGGAGAUGUCCAGGAUGAUUGGAGGCUUUUGAAAGGAGAUAUCAAGAGAGCCUCAUGGCACGCCGCUAACGCUGCAUCACAAUCCUCCCUUCUUAUGAAGGAGGCUAAACAGCUUAAGGACAAAAUUGGAGCUAUCCAAGACUCCAUGCUGUGCCAUGACAACAAAAGCACAUUUGAAUUGAUGUGUCUGAGCACAAACUUAAAAAUGUGCAACCAGCUGCAUGUUCAUUUACAGUCCAUGUCAGAUUCUCUUUUCCAGUUCUCUCUGGGACAAAAAGAGAAGUAUGGCAUCAAACAUUACCUGGAAGAGUUAGGGGCCUUACUGAGAACCACCUCCUCCAUUUGUGGUCCCGAUGCUGUUUUUGUAGCUGAGAAGCAGUCCCAAGACUGGAUCACAUGGGCAAAGCAAAUGGAAUACCAUAUUUUGAUUUGCAAGAAGUUGUCCCUUUUCCCAGAAGAAGCUCGUAUUCAGAUUGCUGAGAUGGAGAAAUAUCGGACUGAUAUAAUGACCAGAAGGUCUAACAUGAAGCUUGGGGAAGCUUCUGACAUGGAUAAUGAGGAUCAAAUGUUGAAUGCAGUAGAAGAUCUGUAUGAAGUCAUCACUGAAAGCUUGGAUCAUGUUCUCCACACAAUGACAGCAAAUCUACAGGAAAGGGAGAAACUAUUAUUCCAACUUGAUAGCAUGGAUGCAUGGCUAAAAGAAAGAAGUGCUAAUAGAGACCCUUGUGCUCAUGUCGAAAACGUCUUAAGAGUUGACAUCAGCUCACUUGAGAGCAAGCUAGAAAGUCACCAAGUAGCUGCUGAUGAUAUAAAAAAACAUCUAACCAUGGUUGAGGCUUUGGGGAAAAGAUGCAAGGAAGUAGCAGAAGGCCUAACCCCUGGGGAGAGCCGCUACCUUGUCAACCGGCUCUCUGGCAUCUGGACGGAAUUAGAUGGCUUGCUGGCACAAGAGACUGCAACCAGCUGGCAUUUGGAGGAGCUGAUUCAUGAGCGUACCUCUUCUGAUGAGGAACUAGCGACCAUUAAGGAUAGUCUGAAGAACAUAACCUCUUGUUUGGACCAGCAGAGGUUCCCUGUGACACAGGAAACACCCUCAACAAUUACCAUUCUGAAGCACAUGCUCAUGGAGCACCAGUGUCAAGUACAGGAGAUUCAACACUGCAAGGAGGUGCAGCGUAGCUCUCUGCUGUGCACCAUUGGAGAACUGCAAGACAGGUGCAAAGUUCUUAGUAUUCACAUCUCUGAGCUAGACAAGUAUGUGCACCUGAAGAAACAAAUGGAGGAUUCAAGGGACAUUGGAAAAGAGCAAAUCCAGCAGGCCACAAAUAGAACUUUAAGUUUGGGUGAGCGGUUCGGAGUGUGCCAGGUACUCUUAGUUGAGCUCCCAAUGAUGAAGACACAGUGUCAAGAAGCAGCAGACCAACUGGAGGUGAUCGCUCAAGAGCUUUACCCAACAGAGCUGAAUUCAGAAAGGCGAUUCAUUCGCUGCACUGUGGAGAUGUUCAUUGCUUGGGAGCGCGCUGCCACAGAUGAGAUAAAACAUCUAGAAUGCAAGCUUCUUCUGGGUUUGCGCUUUUCCUCCGAGCUUUCUGCUUUAAUGGAGUUUUUUCAAAGAACAACAAAGGAGCUGCAAGGCACUGAACCAGUCAGUCCAGACGAAAAAGCCAUUGAUGUUGCGCUACUAAGGCGUUGGGUUAUCUGGAGAAACAUGGAGUCUGGGAUGCGAGUGUUGCUUGUUCUGGCUUGGAAAGUGAAAAUCAACCUAAAAAGUCACAGUGAUCUGCAGUUACUUCAAGAUGCUGCCAUGCAGAAAUGUCACAUACAGAUGGAAAGUUUGUCCAAGGCGCGAGAGUCCUUAAAGGAUUACCAGUGGGCUGCUCAAGGAGCGAUUCGCUUCCUUCAUAAUGCUGAGAUUACGUUUUUAUCAGCUCCUGGUGGAUUUCUGGACUGUGCAGAGGAACAACAUCAGACUCAGCAGGCCAUUGAAGCCCUCGAAGAUGGAUUUCAAGCUCACAUCCAGCACCUUGUUGAACUGGUGCCCCAACAACCCUGCCUUUCUUGUGCAAAGACUGAGGAUCUGCACAUCAGCAUCGUCAGCCAGUUGUUGGUGGGACGGGCCAUACUGGAGGCUCAAGCUCAGCUCAGACUGGAUUCCUUGCAGAGAUGUGAACUUCGACAACAAAGCCAUAGGGUUUGCCAUUUAGACAUACAACAUCAUCUUACUGGUUUUGAAGCACAGCUCUCCGAAUGUGCUUCAGAGGAAGUGACCUCAUAUGAUAAAUGUGCUGCACAACACAAAAGAGCUAAGGGUCUGAUGGAAGUUGUUCGUGAGCUUGCUGGAAGGAUCGAAGAACUCCGAUCUAGAUGUCCCAUGCAGGGUUGUGGAGUUGGAAAGGAUGGUGAACUCGGUGCCCUGUGGAGGCGCUGGGUAUCACUGAGGCAUGGUGUUGGCCUGCUCAUGGCACAAACAGAUCAGAGAGUUGAGGAAUGGAAAGACAUCACAACUAGUGUGGAGCAGUGUUGCAGCACACUGUCUACACUCCAGGUCAAAGUUCCUGACUCCUCCACUGCAAUCUUCACCCAAGAUGAACUCCGGAAGCUUCUAGUCCAGGCAGAGCAGCAACAGGUUGGUCUGGAACAAGAGCGUCAGGCUUUGGCCUCCCUGGAGCACAGACUGGAGCACGCUUUAAGCUUAACCACCUCCAAAGAGCCCUGUAGACUACCUGGACCUUUUGGAGAAACGCUUGUGAAGAUUCAAGAAAAUAUCACACGUUUGAAGGAAAGGAACCUCAGUGUGAUAGCUGUUGCCCAGAUGGAAGAGAAAGAGAGACAACAGGUUGUGGAGAAGAUAGGAAAGGUGGAGAAGAGCUUGUUCACCAUUAUCACCGUGCUGGACACCAACAGGACUUCACAACAACACGAGGAGCUGAGAAAAGACCUGUCUGCUCAGAAGACCAAGCUAAAGUGCAUUGAGGACAGUGUGCGGCAGCAAUAUACUGACAUUCCUUGUGAUAUUGGCAAGCGCAUAGAAACCGUUCAGGAGUCUGUGCAGGCAGCUGAAAAGAAGAUAACAGAGCAGAGCCCUGCAGUUAGAAAACUGGCUUGUCAAAUGGCAGAGUUGACUAGUGGCCUGGACCAAGUGAAGACAUCACUGGAGCAAUUUAGUUCCACUGUCACUGAGGCUCAGAAUGAUCUAAAACACGUGUGGGACAAGUUGGACUCAUGUCACAGUCGCUUGAUGCUGCUGGAGAGUGAGGUGCAGGAUCUCGUUGAGGAGCAGCCAGACCAAGCGCAUAUCUUCAUGGACCAGCUGACACAUCCACAGCAGCUCUACCAAGAUGCGGCACAGAUGGCAGAGCAGCGCACUGCUUUCUUCAACAAGAUUCCCACCUUUCUGCAAGAGUAUGAAAACCUUCUGUGCAGCGCCACCUGUUGGUUAGAUGAGGCCCAGGCAUGGCUAAGUACUCCCUGCUCUGUUUUGACAGCCAGAGGCUUCCAGAAUCAUGCAAACUCCCUGCAGUUGGUCUUGGAUGAUUCUGCAAGAAUCAGAAGCACUCUGAAAGAUUACAGACCAGUGUUAGCUGAGAUCUCCGCCGUGUGUGACCUCAGUGCACAGGAGGAACGUAUGGAUAGCAUGGACAAACAAGUUCAAAAGAUGCAAAAGAACAUUUUGGAGACACAGGAGCAGCUCCUGCAAGCUGCUGGGAUAGUGGAAGCCUUGGAAGAUGAGCUAAAGACUCUGGACGAAAAUGUCCCAAAAAUUCGUACUAUUUUAUCCUCUACGGACAACUCCAGCAUUACCUUGACAGAGCAUCUUCGCAACCAGCAGGUGGUCCUGGACAAUGUCCACUCGAUGCAUAAGACAUUAGACGAGAUGGAGAGCUACAAAGUAGAUUUACGCCUCCCACAGGAGAUAAAGGACGGUUUGGUGGUGUUCUCCAGAAUGAAAGUUCUCCUGCAGGUGCUGAAAGAGUUGGAGGAGCUCACUCAGCAACAAGUCAUUCUAUUCCAGGACAAGGUUUUGGAAGAGAAAACAAAAGAAGGUCAGGAUGUUGCCCUCAGCUCCAAACCUUGUGCAGAAGUAUCACACCUAGAUGGACCUCCACAAGGAUGCUUUGUACAGGAGGCUUUUGAGGACUCUAAUUCAGAGGAAGACGUAGACGAAGACGAGAGUUGUCACUCGUCAUCCUCUGACACACUAACAUGCAGUAUUCCUGAGGACCCAGAUGACACGCUGUACGCUUCAGAGAUGCAAAGCGACGACUCAACUCAAAUGAAUGCACCAGCUGACGUCAAGGACUUGGCCUCUGUAUGUGGGGAAUUUUGUUCUGAAAUGGAGACAAAUUUGGAAAGUGCUGAAAGACUCGGGCUUGAUUCCAAGAACAAUGAGCAAGAAAAUGCACAAAGUAGAUUAAUAACAGUGGAAUCCAGACUGGACACUGAAGCCGCUGGUGUAGUACUGAGACCCAAAGCUGUGUCACUGGACACCAAUGAAGGCCACUUGGCUAUUGUAAUCCCUGCACCUGACCAGUCCACGCCACCAGCAUGUGACACAUUUACCCAUGCUAACGAUUCACAGUUUGCACUGCAGAACAGAAAGCCUGUUGCUAUCUUUCCAGCCACAGGUCAACCCGUAGUUACACACCCAGCUCUGCAGCCAAGUGGAGUCAUCAUCAGGGAUUGUGAAGUGGAUCAAAAUGCCAAGAAACCUUCAGCAGUGUCUAUCAUAUUGGCCAAGCCUAACAAAGAUGAUACGGAGGAGCAAAAGUGGAACCAUCUUCACACCCAAAUCUCUCAGAAACUGCAAACCUUGGAAAAAGGUCAGGAGGAGCAUCAAACUCACCCAGUUGGGAUGGUUCCAGAAGGAGAGCUGCUGUUUACUGGUUCGACUUCUGCUGUUCUCCAUCAUGCAGAUGAGUCUGUCAGGAUGCUCAGUAAAAUAGUGACCUCGGCAGAUGAUCCAUGUGAUAAAGAGCAGUUAUACUUGGCUUCCCAACGGAUUCUUCUAUGUCUGGAUGCUUUAACAGACCUUCUGUUGACCCCUGGAGUUGCAGGGGAUGUAGAAGACAACCAGCUGAGGAUGUUACAACAGGAGUGUGUGUUGAUGGAGCUGCUGAAUCUGGCUGAAAUGCUGCAGGAUGUGGAGUCAAAAACCAGUCGUGAAGAACUAGAAAUUGUCAGAGGUUUAACAUCUCUUCAGAAAUGUCUACACGCUGGCCAGAUGGUCCUCAUGUCUGUCAACAAUCAAUCUAUAGAACACGUGGGUCUCCAAAGUCAACAUCAGGAGCUGUUCUCCCACCGGCUACUUUUUAUGGAGGAUAUUCAACUGGGGAAUAGUGAGAUUUUCCCAAGUGGAAUGGAAACUCCAGCUCUGGAGGUGCAGUGUGUGUUGGGCAGACAUGUGAAAGACAGUCCAGUAGAAAAGACCAUGAUACAGAAAGCAUCCCACUCCUUACUUCAUGGACUAAGUAGCCUCCUGGAUCUUGGUGAAGUAUGCCUAGCUGAGUGGCAGGCACGACCUGCUCAAAACAGCAGCCAACUGCAAGUUUGUCUCCUUAGAAACAAGAACUUCCAGCAGGUUGUUGGAGCUCAGCUGGCUUUUGUGCAACAUUUAUUCCACCGUGAGCUGUUAGCACUUGUGGGUCAAGAGGAUGAGCGAAUGCAGCUGGAAGUUCGAGCCAAAGAUUUGCAGCAGCAGUUGCUAGAGCAGCAAGUGACUUCUCAAUGGAGGCUCCAGAAGUGGAUCAGCUGGGAGGAUAAUUGCAGUCAGCUUGGGAAGCUGUUAGACGAGCUUGAUGUCUUCUUCACUUGUGCCGAAACAACAGAAGAAGAUGGGGAGGAGUCCUUUCUACAGCGACGGCUGCAUGCCUGCCAACAAACUCUGGUCCAGUUGGAUGGGAGCAGAGGCGCUCUGGGACUGCUCGUUGAUCAGAGACGUGAGCUGCAAGCAGAUCCAUUGAUUGCACACUCAGUCAUUCAGGCAGGUGGCGCUCUGGAGCUGCGUUGGCGAAGUGCACACAGACGCACGGAGCAGGAGGUUCAGCGCUGCAGCGACAUCCGGGACAGCUGGGUCAGAUUCCAGACAGACUUUGCCUAUGUUAGUAAAUGGUUGCUUGACGCCAACAAACAACUGAAGAUUUGGUCCAAUCUCACUGAUCCCUCCGAGUUGAACCAGGAGAGUGUUUGCAGGGGACUCUUCGAGCUGCUAGAUUUCUCCAUCUCUAUGGGGGCCAUGUCUAAUCACAAGGAAUCAGCCUCCACAGAAGCUGCUCGGCUGCUUCGUCUAAGGGAAACUGAAUGUCCCGGCCUGAGAACUCGUGUCACAAAGCUGGAGGUCACCUGGUGCAAGCUCACCUCUGACCUGACAAAUAUUCAAGACCAGCUGCAACAGAAGCUGCUCCUUAUGUGGCCACCUUUGAAGCUUCUGUCUCAUUUGGUGGACUGGCUCAAGAAGGUGGAGUUCCAACUGAACCAGCACAGAGAAGAGGUCCACCAGGACGAAGAUGCUGCCCAGAUCGCUACGACCCUGCAACACUACCAGGCAUUAAAAGCAUCUUUGGUCAAUGGGCAGCUUCUUCUGGAUUUCCUCUCCCAAACUGAGCCUCGUGUGGUGGGAGUGGAUGUUCAGGCUCUCUGUUCUGAGCGGACAAUGUAUGCAGAGCAGCUUGGUGCUCUCAGAGAACGGUGGCUUCGCCUGCAAGGGGCGCUGGAGAGCCAGAUUCAUGCAGAUGAAGUGCUUCAUCAUACUUGUGCGGCCAGAGAGAGACAGUUGCAGCAUCUUUGUCGCUCAGUGGAACAGCAGAAAAAGCAUCUGAGUCAGUGGAAACAGUCCACUAGUCAGAUUCGUAAGAUUCUGCAGGAGUGGGAGGUUGUUGUUGGAAGAGUAAAGGAGGUUGCUGCAGCUUUGCAGGGCCUGAAAGCCACACCUGUGCUUGCUGAAAAGGCUCAUCCAUGUGAUGUUGCGUUUUGGGAACGGGCUGAGACUGUCGGUCGUGCUUGUGAGGAUCUCAGUCAGCAGAUCCAAGCUUUGCGUCCAGUUUUGCAGCUCAUUGAGAAGGAAUGGACUUGUUGGGACCGAAAUAUGAGGGAGGUUUCUUUGCGCACCAGUAGCGUGCGCUCUGCCUUGCAGCUUCACAGAACACCUCUGUUUUCACUGAAGCAGACAGAAGAUCACAUAGAGCACAUUCAGCAACUCCAGGAGAGGGUUGGACAAGGGGAGGAGCUUUGGAAGGACGUCUACAAGUCAUUUCAGGGUCUUUUAAAAACUCUUGAUGGGAGAACAUCUCAGUCCCUUGGUGAUCGAAUGGAACAAGAGCGACAGCGGUGGGAAGAUGUAUUGGAGGAGCUGAAGGAUGAACACAAGAAAACUGAGCAGAACCUCACCCUCUGGCAGCAGUAUAAUCCCGCUUGGAAUACCUGCUCCCUUCAGCUGGAACACCUGCGGCAUCAGUUCUCCUCCUUUUCCCCUCAACAAGAACUACAGGUCACAGUCCUCUCAGUGGAGAAAUUGCAGGAUCUUGCAGAAGAACUGCAAAACAGUCUGGCGGAUGUGCUGACCUUAUCGAAGCCUCUCGCUGGAUGUCUCCAACCACUGCCCGCAAAUUUGCUCCAAUCAGAGAACAGACUGCUGUCGCUUGAGGUCCUCCUCCUGAACCAAGCAAUUGCAGCCAAAAAGAAAAGUCUGCAGGAAGAUGUAGACAACUACAAACACUUUCACACGCAGCUGGAAGCUCUUGAACAGCAGGAACAGACAAGACUGUAUAGAGAAGACUCCUGUAUAAAUGACAGAGACACUGUAAAGCAGGAGCUUCUAAAACUCAUUGAACUGCUUCCAUCACUGGUUGAUGUCAGCGAGAUGAGUGGCUAUGUGAGCCUCAGCAAGCAGGAGACGGAGACGCUGCACACGCUCAGCAACCAAUGGACCGACAAUGUGACUCACAUGUCUUUUGUAUACAGAACUCUGCAACGUGAUCGUCAGCAGUCCCAAGACUUUCACCAGAAGUGUAAGGAGCUGACAUCCAUCCUGGAGGAGCUAGAGUCAGAACCUCAAAGUGGCUUCAACCUCCAAGAGAUCAUCACUGUCCUCCAGAGGCGUCAGAUUGAAGUGAUUACUGGACAAGAGCUUCUCCAAAGUCUACUCCGCGAUGCAGUGAAGUCCAUGGAAAUGCCAAAAGGGGAGCAAAAACCUCAACUCAUGACACAAGUGGUCCAACUGAGGGAGAGGUGGUUUAGGUCUGUGUCGCUGGCAAGCCAGCACGGGGCUGCAACAAGAGAACAGAUCUACCAAUGCAGGGUCUAUAAACGUGGCAUGAAGCUUCUGCGGAAGACACUGAGGGCUGUUGACAACCUGCUGUCUCCUGCUCACCCUUCGGUCUUCACUUUACAGCAGCUUCAGAACCUUGCAGAUGGGUGCCAGUGUGUUGAAGACGCUGUGGGGCUUCACCAGUCCAAGUUCACAAAGAUUAUGGAGGCUGGCAAACGCUUGUGUGAGACCACAUUAGAAUCAGACAGCCUACAGUCUGAGAUCCAGACCGUAGAAGAGGCCUGGAAACGUACCAACUCACUGCUAGAGAAGAGGAGAGCCCUGGUUGGCGCCACUGUUCAGGACUGGUGCCGGUGUCAGGAUGGAAUAAGCAGCAUCAUGUCUGAGCUGGAUGAGCUGAGGAGCCACUUGAAUUGGCAGCUGGUUGCGAAGAUGGACAAGUCUGAGGAAGAGGAACUCAUUCAGAAGACGGACCUCUCUCUGCGCCAUCUAGACGGUGGAUUGAAGGACCUGGCCUCCAUGAAGACCGACCUGUCCCAGUACGUGGCGGCGGGUGACUCUGCUCUGCUGGAGCAGCAGCUGGAGCAACUCCAUGUCCAGUGGGAAGAACUGUGCACCAAGGUGUCCUUACGCAGACAGGAAGUUGCAGACCGUCUCAACGCCUGGACUAUUUUUAAUGACAAAAACAAGGAGUUCUGCGAUUGGCUCACCCAGUUGGAAAAGAAGGUGUGCCACAAUGCAGAUCUCAGCAUUGAAGAAAUGGUGGAGAAGCUGAAAAAGGAUUGCAUGGAGGAAAUCAAUUUGUUCAGUGAGAAUAAAAGCCACCUGAAGCAGCUGGGGGAGCAGCUUAUUUUAGCCAGCGACGAGGCCAAGCAGACCCAAGUGUGCGGCUCUCUCAAUGAAGUUAACCAGCGAUGGCACAACCUCUUCCAUCACAUCGAAGCCAGGGUGAGGAAGCUGAAGGAAACGUUAGUGACGGUGCAGCAGUUGGACAAAAACAUGAGUAACCUCCGAUCCUGGCUUUCCCGCAUUGAGGCCGAGCUGUCCAGGCCCAUCACCUACAGUGUGUGUCAUCACCAGGAGAUCCAGAGGAGACUGGCUGAGCAGCAGGAGCUGCAACGGGACAUCGAGCAGCACACAGAGGGCGUGGCGUCGGUGCUCAGCCUGUGCGACGUUUUGCUGGGGGACGAAGAUGCUGCCGGCGCCACAGAGGCGGAAAGCGACUCCCUGCAGGAGACCAGUCGGAGCCUGGACCAGCGCUGGAGGACCAUCUGUGCCAUGGCUCUGGACAGGAGGCUCAGAAUUGAGGAAACCUGGAGACUGUGGUGCAAGUUCCUAGAAGACUAUUCUCGGUUUGAGGAUUGGCUCAAGAUGGCUGAGCUCACUGCUGCCAACCCCAACUCAGGAGACGUCCUUUACUCGGUCGCAAAGGAGGAGCUGAAGAAAUUUGAGAGUUUUCAAAGGCAGGUCCAUGAGCGACUGACCCAGUUAGAACUAGUCAACAACCAAUACCGCCGCCUGGCCAGGGAGAAUCGCACGGAUCGUGCCAGCCAGCUCAGAGCUAUGGUCCAUGAAGGCAACCGACGCUGGGACAGUCUGCACCGGCGUGUGGCUGCCAUCCUCCGCAGGCUCAAGCAUUUCACCAGUCAGAGGGAAGAAUUUGAAGGCACCAGGGAGAGCAUGCUGGUGUGGCUCACGGAACUGGACUUGCAGCUGACUAAUGUGGAGCACUUUUCCGAGAGCGACGUCCAUCACAAGAUACAACAGCUUAGCAGUUUCCAGAAGGAGAUCACCAUCAACACCGAGCGCAUAGACGGGCUGAUCGUGUUUGGAGAAGGUCUGAUCCAGAGAAGCUCACCCCAGGAUGCUGCUCUGAUAGAGGACGAGCUGGAGGAGCUUCACUCUUACUGCCAGGAGGUUUUCGGCCGACUGGUCCGCUUCCAUCAGCAUCUCAGCCAACCUCCAACCAUCACUGAACCAGAGCUCCCUGGCUCCAGCUUUUCCCUGGAGUCCAGCUUGGAGCUGAUUUGUCGGCCGUGGCUCGGCCGGAGCCAAGGAAGCCUACCGAACACGCCCUCGCACCUGCUGGCCUCGCCCAUGGAGCAUUCCGGACGGGAGACACCAGUUAGCGUGGACUCGCUACCGCUGGAGUGGGACCACACCGGGGAUGUCGGAGGGUCAUCGUCCCAUGAGGAUGAUGAGGAGCAUGAGGGACACGAGGAAGACGGAGUUUACUUCAGUGCAUCGUCAGUAUCAUCCCGUUCAAUGGCUGCCUAUGAGAGUCCGAGAUGGGGGUCACCAGAAGGCGACACGGACGCAUGCGAUGACGAUGACGUGGCUUUACCCACCCUGACCAGCACCCCCCGAAAGCAGGGCUAUACGUCACAGUGCAGUGACAACACUGAAGACAUUAAAAGAGUUUCUCUGAUCCUGAAUGGCGAGGAGCAGCCAGAGAUUGGUCUGACUAGCUUUGCUGCCUCAGACCAACAGUCGGGUGUGAUUGAACGCUGGGAGCUGCUCCAGGCUCAAUCCAGGAACGAGCAACAAGAUAGUCUGCCGGAUCCACAAAAUGUCACAUCUGAGCUUGAUGACGUCAUUUCCUGGUUAGACAACAUUCAUCCGGAACUAGACCGCCUCCUGCAGUCGCCCCCGGGCAACACAAUGGUUGACAUGAUGGCCAGAGCUAAAGAGCUGAAGGAGUUGCAGAAGAUGUUUACGCACUACAAGCCCAUCAUGUUGUCUACCAACCUGCGGGCUCUGGAAGUCCCUGAGCAGCAGGAGAGGCUGGCUGGUCUGAAUCGAGCCUGGAGUCGAGCUUCUGCAAUUCUUCAGCAGUGGGACGCCAGCCUGAGGCGGACUCUCAUGCGCUGCCAGGAGUUCCAUGAGAGCCUCCACUCUCUGCUGCUGUGGUUGGCCCACGCCGACAAGAAACGCCACGCGGUGGACAUCAGGCAUCCAGAAACACCUGUGCAAGCUCUCAAACAGCACCGGCACACCCUCACUGUACUGCAGAAGGAGCUGCUGGAGAGGCAGACUCAGCAGGCCUCCCUCCAGGCUCUGUGGUCUCAGCUCCAGCCGGAGGAAGGGGUGGAGGGAAGUGACGAGGCCCAGGAGAAGCUCCACGUGACGGGCACCAAACUGAAGUUGCUCCUGAAGGACGUGUCCCAGGACCUGAGCGUCCUUGAACAAGAACGUCUGGAUCGGGACACUAAUGAAGGUCAAAACAUUCCUCCAGAUUCUUCUCAGGAGGUCACACACCGAAAAAAAUCCACCAAAAGGAGAGACCCGUCUCCACCGCUGUCCUUCUUCCACCGGGUGCUAAGAGCCGCCAUCCCCUUUCACCUCCUCCUGCUGCUCCUGCUUCUCCUCCCCUGUUUGGUGCCUCAGUCGGAGAGAGACUCGAGCUGCUCCGAGGCCAACAACUUCGCCCGGUCUUUUCACCCUAUGUUGCGCUACACAAACGGACCGCCGCCCACCUGAGGGAGGAAGAGGAAGACUCUUGACGUUUUCCUCAAGUGCUGGUUUUCUCACCCAAAAUAUCCAAAGCGUAGAAUAAUUCUAUUGAUGUGUGUAUUUAUUAUAUAAAGACACAUUUAAUUUGACGACUUAGCAAGUCCUGCUGUGCUCAUAUACAAAAGUAUUGGGACACUUGGUCAUUGUACCCACACAGGAGAAAACAAAUUCACUACUCACAAAAAGUUCGGGAUAUUCGGCUUUCGGGUGAAAUUUCAGGAUGAACCUAAACUUCUGAAUGCACAUGUCCAACUGUUUAAUGUUUCUCCACUUUUUGCACAACUUAUUGUUCCCGAACAAGGAGCUCAACAGGUGUGUGAUCCGUGGGUGGACCUGGUUCAGUUAGAAGUGGUAGAUGUUCUCUUCUCAGAGGGAAGCGGCCACUGAGCUUCGAGUUGUGCUAAAAAAUACUAAAACACUGAUCAGUUGGACAUGUGUAUUAGAAAGUUUAGAGAAGUUCACCUGUAAAGGUCGGAGUGCAUCUUGGGUUCAGCCUGAAAUCUGACCCGAUAGCCCAAUAAUCCCUAACGCUUUGUGAGUAGUGUAAUGGAAAUAUUUCCCUCUGAGGUGUCUCUGCUUCAUAUAGUAUAAAGUCAUAUCAAGUCAUGUUUGUAUUUUGUAAAUAGUUCAUGUUUUCUAUGCCAAUGAUUUUUGUAUGUGUACAUUAUUAUAUUUCCAUCAUAAAUGGAACAUGCACUGCCAAACACACUGUAGAUGUAGCACCAUUUCAUAUCAUGUACAGAACUGAAUAAUAUAAUAAUUUAUAACCACUCCUGACACCUUUUGGUGGUUUUAUUGGGCCUGCUACCUGCUGCUAACCUCUGGACAAGCGUUUGAGACGAACUUGUUGGCUUUUGGGGCAUGCCUUUCAAACUACAGUGGAACCACGGUUUUUUGUUAUUAACAAAACCAAGGCAAUUUUUCCCCAUUUAAAUAAUGUAAAACCAAUUAAUCCGAUGCAGAUCCCCAAAUAUAUGAACAAAAUAUACAUUUUAUGAAGAAAAAAUAUAGUUUUACAUGCAGAAAACAAUGGUAAAUAAUUAUAUAUGACACAUGCAUGGAAGUUAUUAUGUACUUCCCGUUCAUGCUGGUGAGAUGAAAUUUAAUAAUAUUUCCCACUUUCUUCAUGAAAUUGCUGGCACGUACAACUUUCUUUGGCCCCAUGGCGGGUUAUUUAGCUGUCACUCUCAAUUAAAAAAAAGCAGUGAAUCAGCAACUGAAAGAAAAAAAAUGGUAAUCAUAAUUAUGAGGGGAAAAAAGUCAAAAUUAAGAGCUAAAAAGUGGAAAUUGUGAGAUAAACGGUAACAAUUCUGAGAUACAAACUGCCAUUUGCUGAGUGAGUGCCAUGUGAUGACGGCUCCUAUGCAGAUGCAACUUAUCUCAUAAUUUUGACUUUUUAUCUCAUAAUUAUGACUUUGUAUCUCAUAUUUAUGAUUUACGAUUGGGAUUUUUUUCUUUCAGUUGCAGAAACGGGUUUCCAUAGCAACGCGUAGGGUGUUUUGUUCUGGCACUCGAUUUUGUAGAUUGCAGCCGCAACGACCCUUUCUUGCAAACAGUGUCAUACCCUAACGACACGUCUUGGGCAGUGUCGUCCUCCCUCUUUCAGCAACCAUGUCUGCCGUGUGGAACCUAACUGCUAACACAUGUCACGAAAACUAUCAUGUGGAGGCAAAAAGCUAUAAUACGGCAUUUGAAGAACAACACUUGACGGAGUAUGGUGAGUUUUGGAGGCUCACGGAAGCUCACAUCAAACGACAGCUUAGCCAUGUGGCUAACACUCACCGGUAUGUGUGUGACAGAAGGCUAAGCUAAAAACCUGAAAAAUAAUUGAAUUAAUUGGACCAGAGCAGCCGUUCUCAGCGGUGGAAGCUCGCCAAAGUCUGCUUUAAAAAGGCGUCUCGUCCUCUGAAGGUUUCACGAGUUGUUUUCAAAAAGUAAAUAAAAUAUGUUUUGUAUAAAUUACAUUAUUUUAUAGUUCCUUUUUUCAUAUCAUAUAGCCAACAGUGGCUUAAACUACUGGGUGGCCGUAGCACCCUUGGUCACUCUCCAGCCACCCCCACGGCUUGUGGUGCAGAACAAUAGUUCAGCCAGACCGCUGUUUCCACAAGGACGCAUUUCACUGCAGCACACAACUUUCCGUGUGGAGGAUCAAGUGACGCAAGUGGUAGGUAAGUUUUCCAUGAUUACUUCAGUUGGUUCCGGUCAGGUUUUCUCACUAUCUUGACUUUAACUUAAAUUCUAAAGCGUGAUUCAGCACAUAAAUCUGUUAAUAAUGGAAGCUCUCUGUGGCAGCAUGAGUGGGCGUGCAAACCAAUGAGUCGAUCGGCAUCAACUUCCGUGCAUGUCCUUGGCACACUGCUCAGCUAUUAGUUGCUCUAAAGGACGGUCCAAAAGCAGUGGCGGAGCUACCCCUGGUCACUCUCCGGCCACCCCACUGGCCAUCUAGACAAUUCAGGUAUCAACUUUUUGCCACCCGUAUGUGAGUAAUGGUCUCACCUUGGCCACCCCAAUGAACACUUUCUGGCUCCGCCACUGCAGGGGUGCAGCCAGGAAUUCUUCUCCCCCUUCUCCCCCCCUUUAUUAAUUAAUGGCUAAUGUCAUUAGUACCUAUUGUUUGGCCCCCUGGCAGUCAAUGGACCUUGGAGUUGUCCUGACGUCUCCCCUUUAUACGGCACCCCCGGCCAAUAGCACUCAUAAAUAAAGUGAAAAAUUAAUCCAUGUGAUCAGUAUCGGCUGAUUUCAGUCCUGGACGAUUGGAAUCGGCAGCAUAAAACCCUCAUCGGCGCAGCCCCAGCUAAUAUGAGUGUAAAGGUGACUUUAGGUGUGUUAUUUCCUGUCAAGGAUGUUGUUGUUAAAAUGUUAAAAUCUGCAUUUAGAAGGUUGUAAACAGUUUUUUAUGCUCCAACUAUGAAAAUAUUCCAUAUAUAAGUAAAGAAUCAUACCUUGUGGAAAUUCACUUAUCACGGUCGAGUGUGGGACCAAUUAACUGCACAAAACGAGGGAUGACUGUACGUACUUCCUGUCAUAUAAAGAAUCAUUGAGUAGCUUUGUUUUAUGACUAAUGAUACAGUAUUUAGAUACUAUAACAUCAUAAACUAAGCAAAGAAUCAUAUGUAACUGAAUCCAUGGUAUCAUUGCAACCAUUUUUCAGCAGGAAAAAAUGUGAAAACACGUUUUUUUUCCCCCCCAAUUCCACAAUCAUGUAUUUAUUUGGGUGUACCGUGUUCAUUUAAAAACACAUCCAUGUUGACAUUUACAAGAAACAUGAAAAAGCAUCACUAGUGUCUGUGUAACAAUGCCGCUUUGUUUAUGACAAAUACGCAAAUCACAGUGAAGAGAACUGCUUCCCGGGUAUUGGUACUUAGAAAGUCUUUUUGCAAGAUGAUUAUCACUCCGCCCAGCAGUCUUCAAAUGUUACUAAGUAAACGCCAGAUAUGAAGCAGUCGUGUUAAAACAGUACAAAGCUGUACAAAUGUUCAACCUUGAUUUCUUUUUUUUUUCUCCCCACAGAACAUUCAGUGAAAGUUACAUUUUAACAAUACGCACAAUAGCACUCACUAGCUGCAAGGCGAUACAAAAAUAGGAUGUUUUUCUCUUCUUCCAAAUUAGAUAUUCAACAAGUAAGUGCAACUUUGUCUUAAAGAGCAGCAGUGGUUACAAACUUGACAAAAAAAAAACAACAAGAAAAACAGCCACAAUCGGAUGAAACAGUACAGCGAGACAGGGGUGUCCAAAGUGCGGCCCGGGGGCCAGUUUUUUCUAAAAAUAUAAUUUAACAAGAAAACUUAAAAAAUAAAAUAAAAAACAACAAUUCAGCAGUAAUUUUACAGGAAUAAAUCAUAAUAUUAGGAGAAAAAAAACUUGUCAUCUAAGCGGAAAAAGUAUUUUACGAGAAAGUAAUUUAUGAGAAUAACAUUGUAACAUUACGAGGAAAAAUAAAAUCAUUUUAGUUACAUAAAGUUGAAAUAUUAAAGAAUUAAAGCAAGUAUUUUAAAGUCGGAAUAUUAUGAGAAACAAAACAAAGAAUAAUGUUGUGAUUUUUUAGAAAAUUAAGUUGCGGAAAAGUUCUAUUAUUAUGGGAAUAAAGUGAAAUGAUUAUGAGAGCAGCCAUCGAUCCAUCUUCCAUGCCGCUUAUCCUACUAGGGUCACGGGCUGGAGCCUAUCCCAGCUGACUUCGGGCGAGAGGCGGCGUACACCCUGGACUGGUCGCCAGGUAAUGGCUGAUAUUAUGGGAAGAAAGAAAUAAUGUUACAAAAAAGAAAUAAUAAAUUUUACGACGAUUUUUUUCAGAAGUAGGGUGAAAUAUUUUGAAAAUGUAAAGAAAAAAAAAAAAACAGCAAAAAAAGCGAAGUUGACAGGAACGAUAGGCUCUUUCACCGAUAUCGCAAAGCUGAGAUGCAGUUUUUUUCUUGAACUAUAUCUAACUUCUUAGCAUAGCUACAUGUGUUGCUUUCCAAAAUAUCAACGUGGCCCUUGCGUCCUAUCAUUUCUCUCGCUGGAAAAAGUUUGGACACCCCUGUGCUAGGUGCAAUAAGGGUUGUAAAGUGCCCUCUAGUGGUGGCAUUGCAGUCAUGCUGUGAUGUCAAGUCGUCGUUGGCAGCGACAGAUUACACUUUCUGAUUAAAAUAUGAUUGUGAUCAGUUUAAUCGUGGACUCCUCCAAAAACCAGCCGAUAGAACGCAAUCAUAUCAAGUAUGGCGCUGUAGCCCAGCCUGCUCUAUUAUAUUGUAUGCUGUACUAUUAAGUCUACCAUUAAUCAGGUAAGAACACAACAGAACUGAGUCAUUGAACCAAAUAUAAGACGGUAUUUUUGUUCUCUGGAAAAGAGAACUGAAAAAGGCGCACCAUCUUCUCUUCCGCAGCUACACAUUUGAAAGUCAACAAGGUGGUGCCACAACUGAAUCAGAGCCUUUCUUCCUGUCACUCACACGCACAUUCAUUCUCUCAAAAGAUUGGGCAAGUUCGCAAACACAGGAGGAGUUAUGAUGCCAAUUUUCAAAUAUUCCAAAUGAAAUAUGAUUGACAAAAACAGAUUUUGAAACGAGAUGCCGUCUUAUAUUGGGGUCAGUACGAUAGUUUGUACCUACAAAGCCACCAGUGUUGCCCUGUGCGGGCCAGUUAGGGUGAAAAUGCAGGUUUAAGGCACGUUCAAUACUGGCGAUACAGGUUGCGAGCCUACGUGCACACUUCUUCCCGGAUGCUGCCCUUUAUCGAUUAGUAAUGUCUGCCAUUUUAACCACAUAAACUUGAUGUUGAUGUUCAUCAUGUUGGCUGGGUCUCUGGAUGAAGGCACACAAUUCAAUACAGUAAAUGCUCCAAUUAAAGCGGGUCUGUGGCUGGAGGCAACCUCCCGAUGUCGUGUUUUAUUUUUUAUUUUUAAUGAACUUCACAAAAUGUCAGUAGCUGCAUUUGAAGUAUCAUGAGUCCUCAGCAUCCAGCAGCUUUAUCUACGUCCGCAUUUAAAAAAAAUUAAAAUCUCUGCAAUUAUCGCCUACUUGCGAUGGACGCCGCCCUUUUUGAGGCUAUAAUUCAGGGGUGUCCAAACUUUUUCUACACGCACAUUAUUAGACUGAAUUAACUUUAUUUCCUUAUGUUUGUUGCUUGUUUGCUCUAUUUUUUGCUGGUUUAAUGAAUUUAUUUAUUUUAACAAAUAUUUAAACUUUCUUUUCAUACAUUUUUUCCUCUUAAUAUGUCUUUGUUGUCAUAAUAUUUUGACCUUAAUAUUGUAAUAUUAUAACUUUUACCCAACCAAACAUCUUAACAUUGCAACUUUACUCCUUGUUUUGCUUGUUUCUAAUAAUAUUGCGACUGUUAAAAAUUCUAUACAUUU